Messenger RNA from Pseudo-nitzschia multistriata, 1508 nucleotides. NCBI's taxonomy places the organism in Eukaryota, Bacillariophyta, Bacillariophyceae, Bacillariales, Bacillariaceae. The record is from the annotation of a GenBank genome assembly.
UACGGAUCGAUCGCACGGCAAAAAUAAUUCCAGAGGCAAAAUCAUGGCCCGAUCUCAAGAAAAAAAGAAAGUAAUCGUCAAGGUUGACGAGUCGACGAACCCAAUCGUAGUUUCUUUCCCAGGAGGGCUUCCCGAAUCAGUAGAAAAUCAUAAAGUAAAAGCACCACAAUUUGUUUGGCAGAAGUCAAACGGGACUAAUAAAAGAGGCCGAACAGUUGUGGGAUAUGAUAGACACUGUAUCUAUUCGGCUUCUGCUCGCGGCUUCCUUUACGACGAUCGUCGAACCAAGAUUUGCGUCGGUGUCUACGACAAGAAACGCGGGUCCGUUCAACUUUUUGAAGGUGCUACCAAAGGAACUGUCUUCUCGCUGAGGCAGUCCGUACCAACAUAUGCACAUGAAAGUGGUGACGUUGAAUCGAAUCUUUCUGGCACCGCAGCCGGACCAAAUAUUUUUGAAGAUUUUGGUAGCCAAAAGAAACGCCGAGUCCUAAAGUCGCAAGCAGCUAACCGAGUUGAUGUCAACCACGUUGUCGGCGCUGGAACCAAUAGCCAAGUUGUAAAUCAAAUUAUGCAGGGCCAAGCAAUGAGUGAGAGUAACAAAAAGGCUAUCGCAGAUAGCAAACAUGCCGAUACAGAAAGGAAGACCGCGAACGAGGUUGCACUUGAAGAAGCAAGGAAGCAAUUGAUACCGGAAUACAAUCAGAACGCCUCCGAUCCAAGCAAAGUGUUCAAUGCAAAGAGCAUUGCGGGUGAAAAAGCAUGGGGCAGAGUUCAUCGAAAGGUCACCGCUUGUCUGCACCAAGAUAAUCCAAUCGAUACAGUUGUCCAAAGCAUCUUCGAGAGAGAUUGGUGUGACUUUGUCAUCAAACUCGUCAAGGAAGUUAGUCCUGAUUCCAAAAGUUCUGCAUUCCGUAUAACCUGUGCUAUACUUGUCAACUGGAUGGCCAAAUUUUAUCAAAUGAAUAAAAGCAAACGAUCAAUUGAGGCAGUUUCAGAAUCGAAAAGUUCACACUUUGGUAUUCCAAUCGAAGUAGUAACCAGAUGUUUGGAAUUGUUUGCCACAGCUAUUCCGUCAACGAAAUUGGAUUCAGACACUGGGAAAAAGGUCGCUUGUUAUGUAAUGUCAAAACAAAACAAAGAGAAGAUGAUCAUGCAUAUUCUUUUGCUCUUUAUGAUUGCAGGUGGUACCUCAAUGAAGAUUGCGGAUAUUGGAAUCAUCGCAGAGUCCUUGAAAGUACCAGUGGAGGAUUGUAGCGCCUUGCUAAAAUAUGCUGGUUGCACCAUCGCAAGGAAGGGAAACAAGUUGAGUGCUACCCUAAAAACACCACUCAAAUUCCCGAAAGUAGGUCGCCGUAAUCGUAGAUAAGACGGGAUCUGAAGCGUCAAGAAGAAAAAAGGUAGAUAGAUAGCCAGCCUUCUCCAAAGUCGGUAGGGAUUCAUAUUUCUUACAAUUGAUCAUAUACCAAUAGUUUAAGUUUUUUGUUCAUCUAUAAAUUAAGGGUAGUUCA